Molecule: messenger RNA, 2214 nt
Organism: Mesorhabditis spiculigera
Lineage: Eukaryota; Metazoa; Nematoda; Chromadorea; Rhabditida; Rhabditidae
Source: the annotation of a GenBank genome assembly
AUGGCCCCAGCACUGCCCAAAAACAUCAUGGUCGUGCUGCAGAACAACUCAUACAAGGUGUUAUCGUUGGGGGCCGAUGUGCUGCCCGAGUACAAGCUGCAGCCGACUCGGAUACACCACUGCACAAUUGUCCACUAUUCCCCAUUCAAGGCAGUAUGGGACUGGGUCAUCUUGCUACUUGUUAUCUACACCGCCAUCUUCACCCCGUAUGUGGCCGCGUUUUUGCUUCGAGAGAUGGCCGACACGAAUCGACGAUCCCGCCUAUCGGAACCAUUGGAAAUUGUCGACCUCAUCGUUGACAUCAUGUUCAUCGUCGACAUUAUCAUCAAUUUUCGGACGACCUAUGUCAACGAGAAUGAUGAGGUACAGGUCGUCUCCCAUCCGGGCAAGAUCGCGAUCCACUACUUCAAGGGUUGGUUUGCGAUCGAUAUGAUUGCUGCCGUGCCUUUCGAUUUGUUGCUGGUGAAUACAAAUUCUGAUGAGACUACAACUCUUAUUGGUCUACUAAAAACGGCUCGUUUGUUACGGCUGGUACGGGUUGCCAGAAAACUGGAUAGAUACUCUGAAUACGGUGCCGCCGUCCUUCUCCUCUUAAUGGCAACAUUUGCACUAAUAGCUCAUUGGCUCGCUUGUAUAUGGUACGCGAUCGGUAGCGCUGAACUCGCACACAAAGAAAUUACUUGGCUCCAUCACUUAUCAACAAGUUUAAAAGCUCCAUACAUACAUACAAAUGGAACUGUGCCCGUCGGAGGUCCGUCAUUACGAAGUCGAUAUGUGACCUCCCUCUACUUUACACUAUCCACAAUUACCUCCAUCGGUUUCGGAAACGUUUCUGCGACGACGGAUUCGGAAAAAAUCUUUACAAUUAUUAUGAUGAUACUAGGAUCUUUGAUGUACGCUUCCGUAUUCGGUAAUGUAUCAGCCAUUAUUCAACGACUAUACAGUGGAACAGCAAGAUACCACACCGAAAUGUCACGCCUUCGCGAAUUCAUCCGAUUCCAUCAAAUCCCAAAUCCGCUUCGACAACGUCUAGAAGAAUACCUCCAACAUGCCUGGAGCUACACUAAUGGAAUCGAUAUGAGCGCGGUACUAAAAGGCUUCCCCGAUUGCCUACAAGCCGAUAUCUGCCUCCAUUUGAAUAGAAAUCUCCUCAGCAAUUGUCCAGCCUUUGCCGGCACGUCUCCGGGCUGUCUACGAGCCCUUUCAAUGAGGUUUCGAAUGACACACGCUCCACCUGGUGAUACUUUAGUGCAUCGAGGAGAUAUUCUUACCGGUCUGCAUUUUAUUGCGCGAGGAUCUGUUGAAAUUCUGAAAGACGAUAAUACAGUCAUGGGUAUUCUAGGAAAAGACGACAUCUUUGGCGAAAAUCCAUUAUUGUAUGAAGAUGUAGGCAAAUCUUCGAGCAAUGUGCGCGCAUUGACUUACUGUGAUUUGCAUAAAAUCCUGCGCGAAGACCUCCUCGACGUCCUCGAGAUGUACCCGGAAUUUGCGGAGAAUUUCUGCAAAAAUCUGCAUAUCACCUACAAUUUGAGGGACGAGGAACAGUCGAUGAAAAAGAGGUUCGACAAGCAUAAGCUGUUGCGGAUGAGCUCGUCGUUGAAUAAGGAUCGAUAUACGGGGAUUGCUGCUCAGGAUCGGGAGAACGAAAUCGUGGAGCGCGGGAGGAGGAGUGGUGCUGAAUCAAGAGGUAGCGAUGAAAGGAGACCGUCAGGCUCCUCAAGAGCAUCACCUCCAGCUGAAUCUGUACCACUACUCAGAAGACCACAUCAUCCAUCAAUUCACACCGAUGGUGAUGAUAAUGCUUUUGAGGACAUUCGAGCUUUCUCGCGUCAUACCGUAACCGUAAAUCCGACAAUACACGCAUUAGCAAGUGGAUCAGUGCCGGGACGAUCGAAUGGUAAUGACAACGAUAGUGAAGAAAUCUCACAAAUUUCGAGGAGGAUGAGUGCUGUAGAAAAAAGCUUGGACGAGAUGAAGAAGGAAGUCCGAGAAGAUAUGCAAACGCUUAUCAAAUUAUUAAAAGCUCAUGGCAAGCUGCCCGGCGACGACGAGCCGGAGGUUCGGCAACGUAAACGCACGCCAGCACAUCAGGAUCUCCGGCUAGCUAAUGGCGGCGAAGAGAUGCGUGUCUCGCGGCUAUCUUCUCACGAGCCUCCGCUGUCCGACUCAUCGCCCACAUCUCCAUCCACCACUCUACCUGGUCCGUUUAUGUAC